AUGUACGUUACCAAUGGUCAUAACCUUACUGAUAACAGUACACUUAAUACUAUGAAUACAAGUGAUAUCGAAAUAUUGGCCGACGAUAAUAAUAAUAAUGAUUUAUCCAGCAUUAAUUCAAAUACAUCAGAUAAAAUGUUAUCACCUAUAUCGGCAGAUAAUGACAAUGGUAUUAAAAUUAUGGGUGAUCAAGAAGAAAGUACUAUUAGUAGUAGCGAUAACUUAUCACUAAGUGAUGACGAAGAAAUGAAAUUGCUUCGCCUAUUAGAUUUAAAGGAAAGUUUGAUAAUAAAACGUAAAAAACUAAGAGAAUGCGUUAUUGAUUUAAAGUCUCAAUUGAAUAAUUGUAUACAUGAUAUUGAACUUAAGAAUAAUGCCAAUGGAGACAAGCUGCAUGAAUACCAUUCUGAAGCUGGAAUAUUUCAAACGGAUCUUAUGGAUAAUCGUGGGAUAAAUGAAAAAACACAGAAUAUAUUAUCCAAUAACCCAAAUAAAAUUUCAGUUACUAAUGGUGCAAAUACUAAGAACCAAAGCACCCACAUAGCAAAUGUGGAAAACGAGAUUAUAACGCCAAUGUCUGAUUUAAAAAUUGAAUUACAGGAUAAAUAUGAUGCUUUGCCCUUAUUAAAUAAACACUUAAGAUUACAAUACUUAAGACAACUAUACCCGAUGCUUCAAAUCACAAAUAUUAAGCAUAAUACUGGUGACCAUAGAGAUUCAUGGUGCUAUGAAGUAUCGAUGACUAUAAAGGAGAAUGAUUUUUGUUUUUUCAUAAUAUACGACAAUAAUCAAUUUAAAAUUGAAUCCCCUCCGAAUGCUAAUGAUAAAAUUUUUGAGACCGAACUAAAUAAUUUAUACAAAGAGGCUUUUAGUACGGGUAACAUUCCUAGAUUAGUUAAUGGGCUAUAUCUUUAUGUAAAAUUCCUUGAUAUACGACAAUACUUUAAAGAUGCUCUGCGGUUUGAAUGGUUUAGUAGAUAUUAUGAGAAGUUUAAAAUUACCGACUUUGAUAUAGAGAAUCAAAAAGAACAUAAAAAAAAUGAGUUAUUAAUCCAAUUGGAAAACAUGAAAACAAACAAGGAAAAUAAUAACACUUAUUAUAUUGUGGUUUUAUUAUAUUGGAAUAUUUAUUACUGUGGUAAUGACAAGUGUGUCAAAAACAGUAUUAAAACUAAGGUGUUAAAGUGUAUCGUCACUAAUAAUAGUCAUGAAGUUGUUGUCGUACCUGAAUGCCAAGAGGCACUAGAUGAAUUACUUAGGUAUUAUGGCUUGGAAGAAGGCAUUAAAAAUUUUAUAAAAUUGAACCUGGAAUGA
This is a messenger RNA of Saccharomycodes ludwigii, 1314 nucleotides long. It is a transcript of the gene CTF19, whose product is annotated as Ctf19p. The transcript has a single exon. Bases 1 to 1314 code for a protein of 437 amino acids. The record is from RefSeq and is a predicted model, not a curated record. NCBI's taxonomy places the organism in Eukaryota, Fungi, Ascomycota, Saccharomycetes, Saccharomycodales, Saccharomycodaceae.